Microtus ochrogaster (prairie vole) is the source of this 417-nucleotide messenger RNA. RefSeq names its product ATP synthase F1 subunit epsilon (gene Atp5f1e). Gene Ontology annotation, biological process: proton motive force-driven mitochondrial ATP synthesis. Gene Ontology annotation, cellular component: mitochondrial inner membrane. Lineage: Eukaryota; Metazoa; Chordata; Mammalia; Rodentia; Cricetidae. Gene Ontology annotation, molecular function: proton-transporting ATP synthase activity, rotational mechanism. The record is from RefSeq and is a predicted model, not a curated record.
GCCUUUUCCGGUACUCCGGCGGCCUGACCUUCCUGCAGCCGGUCCCGGCUGAAACGGCUCUGAAGCGACCCCGCGGCUGUGCCCGACACGUCCCACUCGCGACACCAUGGUGGCGUACUGGCGGCAGGCUGGACUCAGCUACAUCCGCUUCUCCCAGAUCUGUGCGAAAGCAGUGAGGGAUGCCCUGAAGACCGAGUUCAAAGCUAACGCCGAGAAGACGUCCGGCAGCAGCAUAAAGAUCGUGAAGGUGAAGAAGGAGUAGCGGCCCUGGCUGAAGCGGGAACUGCUGAGUCGUCACGGUGAAGACCUGGGUACCUGCUAUGGCAGAUUGAAAUCACCCUCACCUCCUGGGGACAAAACUGCCCUUGUUGAUAAAUUGACUAUGCCAAUAAAAUGACAUGGUUCAUGUCUGCUGGA